AUGGUGAAGAAGGAGGAGUUCCUCAGGGAAACUGGCCACAACGAAAACGGUUCUGUCUCGCGCAGUGACUUCCCUCCCAACUUCGUCUUCGGAGUUGCCACUUCUGCAUAUCAGAGCGCUAAGAUAGUGGAAUGUCAUGAUAUGUAUAAAGCUAAACUAGAAGGCGCUUGCAAGCAGGGUGGCAGAGGUCCUAGCAUAUGGGAUGCCUUUUCACACAUUGAAGGAAAAAUUAUUGACAAAAGCAAUGGUGAUGUUGCAGUUGAUCAUUAUCAUCGAUACAUGACAAAUAGGUUUAGAUGGAAAGUCAUUGACUCUAUUUUUGCAGGAGAGUAUGGAGGGAUAGCUGAAAUAUUAUUUAGGGAAUCUUAUAAUUAUUUCUAUGAAGAAGAUAUUGAUCUUAUAGCCAAGUUGGGAUUUAAUGCUUAUAGAUUUUCAAUUUCGUGGUCUCGUAUUUUCCCUGAUGGCUUAGGAACCAAAAUAAAUGCUGAAGGGAUAAAUUUUUAUAACAACAUUAUAAAUGCUCUUCUUGAAAGAGGUAUACAACCUUAUGUAACUUUGUAUCAUUGGGAUCUUCCGCUGCAUCUUGACGAGUCAGUGGGAGGAUGGUUAAAUAAACAAAUCAUAGAGUACUUUGCUGUUUAUGCAGACACUUGCUUUGCAAGUUUUGGCGAUAGAGUGAAGAACUGGAUUACUCUUAAUGAGCCACUUCAAACUGCGAUCAAUGGGUAUGAUGUUGGAAUUUUUGCUCCUGGAAGACGAGAGAAUGCUCGUAUAGAGCCAUAUUUGGCAGCACAUCAUCAGAUUUUAGCCCAUGCAGCGGCUGUUUCCAUCUACCAAAGCAAGUACAAGGAUAAACAAGGGGGACAAGUAGGCUUCGUGGUAGAUUGUGAAUGGGCAGAGGCUAAUUCUGAUACGAUUGAAGAUAAAGCUGCUGCUGCAAGGCGACUGGAUUUUCAGAUUGGCUGGUUCUUGCAUCCACUCUAUUUCGGAGACUAUCCUGAAGUUAUGCGUGAGCGACUUGGAGACCAGCUUCCCAAGUUCUCCGAGGAGGAUAAGAAAAUUCUCUCAAAUAAAUUGGACUUCAUUGGUCUAAAUCACUAUACGUCAAGGUUUAUUUCUCAUGUGACAGAAUGUGCUGAAGAAAACUACUAUUACAAGGUGCAGGAGAUGAAGAGGAUUGAGGAAUGGGAAGGUGGCCAGGCCAUAGGUGAGAAGGCAGCAUCAGAGUGGCUUUACGUUGUUCCCUGGGGUCUUCGGAAGAUUCUCAAUUACGUAUCACAAAAAUAUGCUGCUACUCCGAUAUUUGUCACAGAGAAUGGUAUGGAUGACGAAGACAAUGAUAACUUGCCGCUACAUGAGAUGCUAGAUGACAAACUUAGAGUUCGUUAUUUCAAGGGAUAUCUUGCAUCAGUUGCUCAGGCUAUAAAGGAUGGAGUAGAUGUGAGGGGCUACUUUGCUUGGUCAUUACUGGACAACUUUGAAUGGGCUCAAGGUUAUACCAAACGCUUUGGAUUGGUCUAUGUAGACUAUAAGAAUGGGCUCAGUAGGCACCCCAAGUCAUCUGCGUACUGGUUUUCACGGUUUCUGAAAGCCGGUGAAAACAAGAAGGGUAAAGAAGAGUAG
Molecule: messenger RNA, 1623 nt
Organism: Sphenostylis stenocarpa
Lineage: Eukaryota; Viridiplantae; Streptophyta; Magnoliopsida; Fabales; Fabaceae
Source: the annotation of a GenBank genome assembly